AUGCAGUUCUUCUACGCCCUUCUCCCUCUUCUGCCCCUUGCAGCCGCGAACGGCCGAGUCCGCUUCAACGCAUUCGACCACAUCAACUGCCAGGGUUUCGAAGAAAACUACGACCUCAACCCUGCAACAGUAAAGGGCAACUUUCCAGGCCCCCGCGGAGCUAUCCAAAUAUUGCAAACUUCCCCGGGAUGCCACAUCACGCUGUACACUGGCUACAACCAGUCGCCAAACGAUGGUAGUCGUCUUGCUAUUCCUACCGACAAUGCUAAUUGCUACUUUAAUGGCAAUGGGUUUGAGCAGUAUCAUAGCUUUGGAUAUUACUGCCCGUAG
Molecule: messenger RNA, 330 nt
Organism: Bipolaris zeicola 26-R-13
Lineage: Eukaryota; Fungi; Ascomycota; Dothideomycetes; Pleosporales; Pleosporaceae
Exons: 2
Coding region: 1-330 (109 amino acids)
Source: RefSeq, a predicted model, not a curated record